This is a messenger RNA of Fulvia fulva, 672 nucleotides long. RefSeq lists its product as uncharacterized. NCBI's taxonomy places the organism in Eukaryota, Fungi, Ascomycota, Dothideomycetes, Mycosphaerellales, Mycosphaerellaceae. The coding region runs from base 1 to 672 and encodes 223 amino acids. The record is from RefSeq and is a predicted model, not a curated record. The transcript has a single exon.
AUGGACGAGCCCAAGCGAGAGGCGGCAAGAGUCCGUCAGGUGAGUGCAGCGGCAGGGAGUUUGCCACUAGAGAGCCCAUCGGUGACUGACCUGCCGCCAAGAGAUUCGUCGCGUGAAAGUCCACCCAAGUCGGCUGCCGAAAGAGUCUUCGCCAUCGUCGAGCUAGCAGAGUUCAUUCUGCUGGAAUCACCACCUAGGGCCGUCCUCCGAAAUCGAAGAGUCAGUAAAGUCUGGCAGGCCACAGUGCUCGGCUCCAAAGCUCUGCAACAAGCUCUUUUCUUCGAGCCUGUAAUCGCGGGUUUUAAGGAGACCUCCAUUCAUCACCCAUACCUUCGCCAGAUUACAAGCUCGGAUGUCUACUCGAAUGAAUCAGACCCCUCUGCUUCUUGGAGACGCCAGCUGCUGAAUCAGCCACCCGUCCUUGACUGCAAGCUUAGAGUUGAGUGCGAACAGACCCAGACUUGUAGGUAUCACCUGAACGACUCCCCUGGCGUUCGACUCGGCGCCGUCAACGAUACUAUCAGAAGGAGGUCCAUCAGUCACAGGCGGUGUGGAUGCCUCAGUAUCAGAAAAUGGCACACGAGUGAGGCUUACCUAGGCGAGUGGAGUUGGUGGACAUUUGGAGAGAAGCCUGCUAGGGAGUGGCUGGCGGCCAUGAAGAGAGACAUAUGA